Molecule: messenger RNA, 636 nt
Organism: Naegleria fowleri
Lineage: Eukaryota; Heterolobosea; Eutetramitea; Acrasida; Naegleriidae
Exons: 1
Coding region: 1-636 (211 amino acids)
Source: RefSeq, a predicted model, not a curated record
AUGAUUGCACAAGUACUCACCAUGAAAGGACUCAAACAAGGAGACAAGUGUUUCAUUUGUCUUCCAAAGAGUGAGGAAUAUUUGCAAGGUUAUCUCACCUGCAUGGAAACAGGAAUUAUUUUGGUGGCAGUUCCAAAGACUGCAGACCAUGAAUAUUUAAAGAAAAUGAUUGAAAUUGUGACACCCAAUGCAUUGCUGUAUGAUCAUGGACAGUGCGAACAUGUUGUGAAUGCACUCAAAGAAUUGGUUCCUCAAGUGAAACAUUUUCACUUUGAUCAAUUGGAGAAUAUUUUCACCACAGAGUUGAAACAAUCAAAAGAUACUCUCGAAUAUUGCGCCAAUACGAUUGAACCUACAGAUUUGGCAUCAAUUGGCUUUACGAGUGGAACCACAGGCCAACCCAAAGCACUUUCUGCAACUCAUGGUAUCUUUUUAACAAGUUUAACACUCACUGUGAAAAAUGUGGAAUUGGGACCAAAAUUGGGUCAAGAAGUUUCAUUAGUUGGAAUUCCAAUUCAAGGAGCUGGAAGUGGAAUGAUCAUGCCAACACUCUUGAGUGGUGCCGCAUUACUCAUUCCCAAAGAAUUCACAGCUGAUGAAUUUUUAAGGCUGAUUCCACUUCAUCAAGUGACUUGA